Messenger RNA from Mesorhabditis spiculigera, 1089 nucleotides. The record is from the annotation of a GenBank genome assembly. NCBI's taxonomy places the organism in Eukaryota, Metazoa, Nematoda, Chromadorea, Rhabditida, Rhabditidae.
AUGACGCCGCCAUCGCCUCCUACUGCUGAUGUUCAGCAGCAGCAGCAGCAGCCCGUCAUCUCCGGCGAUGGGAAGCUCUAUUUCCAUAGAGUGCCCGAAUCGAUCGGUUCCGAAAGCCCGCGGUCAAUCAGGAGCUACCACAAGGGCAGCAGCGGCACGCUGACCGGCGGCGGCAUCAAGGCCAACUACUCGAAACAAGUGGACAUGAAACAGUACAAGGCGAAAAUCGACAAACGGCUCGGCCACUGCCUGCUCGCCUGUAUCGUCACCAUCGCUACCGUACUCUGCGUUUAUGGGCUGAUCCACCAGUCGGUGCACACCGAAUUGACGACGUACGUCAACAGGACACACCAGAUUGCGAACGAAAUGAAAACGGUGAUGCUGGACGACUACGGUAAAUUAGACAACAAGACGCUGGCCGCUAUGGAGGGUCAUAAUUGGAUGGAAGUGGAGGAAUUGGAGCACGAUGCGUAUUUAUUGGAUCAGACCCAUUCCAAAAUCUGGUGGCUCUUUUUCGGCAACGUGGUCGUCGCCAUCCUACUUACCCCGGUCCUUUUCCUCGUCCACUGCGGCUUCGUCGAGGGCAACGGGUUCAAGCUGGUGUACCGGAUAGUACUGCUGGCCUGUCUGAUCUGGCUGUUUGCCCAGUUCUUCUACCUGAUUCACCCGAUUUUGUUUGGGGCUGCUCGAUUCCCGGGGAUGGUCGACCGCUUAUUCGUGACCGGUUACCCGCGGGAUGAAUACCAACUGAACGACAUCAAAGAUGCUUUCUCGUGCGAAUGGGUCCCCGACCCGGUGCUGGUCCGAUUCGACCUACAGCUGGAAUGCCUGCCCCGGAUCAAAAACUCGCUGUUCCCGGCGUACGUGGCCAUCCUGUUGCUCGUCCUCGACGUGUUCCCCUUCAUUUUUGCGAUUUUCAUGUAUGCGUGGAGCGCUUGUAUCAAGGACCACAAACACGUGAACACCCUGCGCCAGCGCGUGAAUGUCAACAACCAGCGCAGAGUCCACCUCCCGCGACAUCAAGAAAACUACGUGCCGCCCAACCCGAAGCUUAUCCAUAUCCCGACCGACAAACACGGCCAAUACCUG